This is a messenger RNA of Aspergillus tanneri, 2106 nucleotides long. RefSeq names its product protein kinase COQ8. The transcript has 4 exons. Gene Ontology annotation, biological process: ubiquinone biosynthetic process. Gene Ontology annotation, molecular function: kinase activity. Lineage: Eukaryota; Fungi; Ascomycota; Eurotiomycetes; Eurotiales; Aspergillaceae. Gene Ontology annotation, cellular component: extrinsic component of mitochondrial inner membrane. The coding region runs from base 1 to 2106 and encodes 701 amino acids. The record is from RefSeq and is a predicted model, not a curated record.
AUGCAUGCACGUACUAUGUCCGGCAAGCGUCUGCUGGACGUGAUCCAACUCCUCAAUGUCGCCAAGUCUAUUGCAGUGAAGCACCUGGCCGUGCGCCAGGAUCAGUUGGAUAUCUUCACGAGAACCUCUUCGCUCACUAAAGGGAUCAAAAGCCAGGCCGAUGACCUGGUUCUGACCGCUCAGGCAGCCGCGGCGCUGGCAAAGCGAUUCAACGAGCCCCUUCCUUCUGCGCCCUCGCCCAAUUCCCAGUCCGCCGACCUUGCCCGUCCGGCCAACCCGGAACGGAAAGGAAAGGGAUUCCAGCAACAGUCGGAGUUCCAGAUUCCUGCAACUGCCGCAAAACAUACCGUGGAGGAUGAGGUGAGCAAUGUGGACAUCAGCAGGCAGAAGGACGUAUCCUACAGGCCGUCUCAACGGUCAACCCCGGACCUAUCAGGUCUUUCCAGGGUUAAAUUACCCCAAACCAGUGAGGUGCAACAAAGUCGCUUCCAGAAUGAGAUCAAUGCAGAUGUUUUCCACUCGUCCGCAGGCUCCGAAGAGCCGACCGCAAAGCAAGAAGGUGUAUCGGACGAUAUGGUGAAUCAGAUUUUCCACAGCCCUAGAGUUGCCAGGAUCCUUUCCAGGAAGCCGGCGGUAAACUCAACUUCGAUUCCUUGUACAGGGGAGGUUAAACAGUUGGAUCAGGAAAGCAUUGGAAAUGCCGGGUUGGGUGGUACAGACGACAUAGGCUCAACUGGACCAAAAACAACCCCAGAAACUGUAGCGGACCUGAAUCAACGCGACGCCUAUACGAUGGUCGAGUCCCGCAUUCCGUCAUCCCGUCUAGGCAGAUUAUGGCAAUAUGGCGGACUGGCGACGUCCAUGGCCUUUGGAGCCGUCGGGGAGGGCCUGAAAAGGGUGACAAGGGGCAAUGAGGACAAUUCUGGAUCACUCAUGUUUAACGCUGGAAACAUGGAGCGCCUCGUGGCCAAGCUCUCGAAGAUGCGCGGAGCUGCACUUAAAUUAGGGCAAAUGCUCAGCUUUCAAGACGCCAAAAUGCUUCCGGAAUCAAUUCAAAUAGUCCUUCAGCGGGUCCAAGACCGGGCAGACUACAUGCCAGCCUCCCAGCGCGACAAGGUUCUAGCCGAUAACCUAGGUUCUAAUUGGCGUGACCUAUUCUCUUCCUUCGAUGAUGUUCCCAUGGCUGCGGCUUCAAUCGGUCAAGUCCAUGGAGCCGUGCUCAAAAGGACCGGUCAGCGGGUUGCGGUCAAAGUCCAGUAUCCCGGUGUGGCGGAUUCCAUUGACUCGGAUCUGAACAAUCUAUCAAUUCUCCUGACGGCAUCCCGUCUCCUCCCUCGAGGCCUCUACCUGGAUAAAACAAUCGCCAACGCUCGAACGGAACUCGCAUGGGAAUGCGAUUACAUCCGAGAGGCCGAAAGCGCCAACCGCUUUCGAAAUCUCCUCAAGGAUGACACCGUCUUCUUAGUUCCCGAAAUCUUCCCCGAGGCCUCGGGUAGGCAGGUCUUGACCAUGGAGCGUCUGGAUGGCAUUGCCGUCACCAAGAUCCAGGAUUUCACCCAAGCGCAGCGCAAUUGGAUCGGCACCCAGAUUCUGCGCCUGUGCUUGCGAGAAAUUGCCGAAUUCAAAUACAUGCAGACGGACCCAAAUUGGACCAACUUCCUCUACAACGCGCAAACCAACCGUUUAGAACUUCUAGAUUUUGGCGCCUCGCGCGAGUAUCCCGAUGAAUUCAUCACGAAAUACGUCCAGACUCUGGCCGCGGCCUCCCGCAACGACCGGGAGACCUGUCACCAUCUAUCUAUUGACUUGGGGUAUCUGACCGGCCAUGAGUCGAAAGCCAUGGUGGAUGCGCAUGUCACGUCGAUUCUCACCCUGGCGGAGCCGUUCAUGGACUCCUCUCCCGGUGUUUACGAUUUCAGAAACCAGACGAUUACGGACCGUGUGCGCGAUCUGAUUCCCGUCAUGAUCCAAGAGCGACUCACGCCUCCUCCAGAGGAAACUUAUAGUUUGCACCGGAAGCUCAGCGGGGCGUUCUUGCUCUGUGCAAGGCUGGGAAGCCAAGUGCGCUGUAAGGACCUAUUCGCCGACGCGAUGCAAAAAAGAUAA